Messenger RNA from Saxophila tyrrhenica, 501 nucleotides. RefSeq names its product V-type proton ATPase subunit c'' (gene vma16). The record is from RefSeq and is a predicted model, not a curated record. NCBI's taxonomy places the organism in Eukaryota, Fungi, Ascomycota, Dothideomycetes, Mycosphaerellales, Extremaceae. The transcript is spliced from 4 exons. Gene Ontology annotation, molecular function: proton-transporting ATPase activity, rotational mechanism. Gene Ontology annotation, biological process: proton transmembrane transport. Gene Ontology annotation, cellular component: membrane; proton-transporting V-type ATPase, V0 domain. Bases 1 to 501 code for a protein of 166 amino acids.
AUGAGCGGCUACUCAUACGGUGGCUAUGGAGUCACCUCCGCUCUUGUCGUUGUUGGGCUGUAUAUGCUCUUCAAUGGCGAGGGAGAGGCAUUCAACGUCGGCGCAUUCCUCGAAUCGAUAUCCCCCUACGCAUGGGCAGACAUGGGCAUCGGACUCUGCAUAGGCCUGUCAGUAGUAGGAGCAGCAUGGGGCAUCUUCAUCACCGGUACCUCCAUCCUCGGCGGCGGCGUCAAAGCCCCCCGCAUCCGCACCAAGAACCUCAUCUCCAUCAUCUUCUGCGAAGUCGUUGCCAUCUACGGCGUCAUCAUGUCCAUCGUCUUCUCCUCCAAGAUAUCACAGGUCGGCACCGAAGCGGUACACAGCGGAGACAACUACUUCGUGGGCUACGCGCUGUUUUGGUCAGGACUGCUGGUGGGCAUGUGCAAUUUGAUCUGUGGUGUGAGCGUGGGCAUCAAUGGGAGUAGUGCGGCAUUGGCGGACGCUGCGGAUCCGAGUCUGUAA